Messenger RNA from Fomitopsis serialis, 1377 nucleotides. RefSeq lists its product as uncharacterized. NCBI's taxonomy places the organism in Eukaryota, Fungi, Basidiomycota, Agaricomycetes, Polyporales, Fomitopsidaceae. The transcript is spliced from 4 exons. The record is from RefSeq and is a predicted model, not a curated record. Bases 1 to 1377 code for a protein of 458 amino acids.
AUGCGCCCGGCUCCGUUCUCAGACGCGUGGCGUGCAACGCCCAUGCAUGUAGAACCACCCCCGGCUGCGCCGAUGCACAGCCUGGAGGCCACAGCACGGGCCUUCGAUGAGGCCUGGGCUUUUGGUCAGUACGCAGGGCAGCCAGCACGGUUCCCCGCACCCUACUGCGAGACCACGCCCAACACCCUCCGUCCGAUCCUUCCACGCCCCACGACUAGCGACACGCCUCCGACGAUCGAUCCCCGCCGUGUGCUGAACAGCCUCGGCGUCCAGCACCCUCUGUACUCGACUGGCGCCCCCGCCCCUCAAUCGCCACUGCAAGGCAUCACCGAACGCACCCGGACCCUGACACUCGUCGACGAAGGCGCGGUCCUGCGCACGGAGGUCGACGCUGCCGACGCUGCGGCAGGCCCUGCGCCCUCGACCCCUCGGUUCCCGGCCGUGCCCAUCGCAUCCUUGCUCGCGCCUGCGCUCGCCGACAAGACUCGCUCGCCAACACCGCCUCGCCAGGACUCGCCUCAGCUCCAGUACCCUGAGAGCAGCGCUAGCAGCGCCUCGCCGCCACGCCCCUCCUUCGUGCCUGGCAUCCGGGCGGCUCAAGCGUCUCCCGCGGACGACAUGGACACGGACUCCGAUGUCGUCCUCGUGGAACGCUCGGGCCCGUCGUCAACCCUGGCUACUGCCGGGAACACGCCCGAUACCUCCGACUCCGAGGGCUUCGAAGGCGUCAACCGGCCAGCGAAGGACCACUUCAGCCCGCCUCCGGAGGCUGAAGAGCUCGACUCGGACACGGUGAUCAUCAACAUCGGAGACCUCCCCAAAGGAAGACCGCGCGUCCCGGUCAUCGCGCCGCCUGCGGCCCACUCCCCUACGAUGCGCGAGUGCAUCGAACGGAUUCGCGAGGAAUACGAACCCCGGAAUGAAGCCCUUACUUCCUCGUACGACACGGACCGAGACGCAGAGACGUCUGCUCAGUGCGCACUCGAAUCCGCUGCACAUCCCAUGGACAAAUACACCUGCGAUUACGUUCGCAUCGCGCUCGUCAAAACCUACCGUGCCAAGCUGAAGGCCGACCUAAGGCCUCGCCGCCAGACAGCCACACGCGGGCGCAAGCCUGCCAAGGCAAGCGAGUCCUUUCGGGGCAACCAGCUCUUGCACCGGAAGGAGCGCGACGACCUCGGUAAGCUCCGGGACUACUUCGCUCGGUAUCGCACUGCUGACUAUCAGCGCGGCGGUAUUGACGACACCGACACUGUACUCCGGCUCAUCGACACGGCCCUGGAAUUCGACGCGGCCCGCGAAUACUCGCUCGUCCUAUGCACUCGAUGCACGCGCGGCGACUUCGGUGGUCCAGGCGAGUAUCCGACCCAUCAGUAG